GGGGAGAGGCAGCCGCGCAACCCGGCUCCCCGCGCCCUGCUCGCCCGCCGAGCCCAGCGCACCCGCCCGGGCACACGCACCCCGCCCCGGGCGCAGCCCCGCGCGCUCCCCUCGCUGCUCCGCCGGGCGCCCGAGCCGGGCAGAUGCGCCGCCGCGCGUCCACCGCCCCGGGCCCGCCGCUGAGCUCCGCCGCGCGCCAGCGGCUCCUCUCCCGGCCCCCGCUGGGCGCACCCCGGCUCCGGCUCCCGCCUGCUCCUUGGAAUAACCCCUGAGGCUCCGGCCGUCGCCGCAAAGUUUCCCGAGGAGACCCGCCUCCCCGCCGCCGAGCAGGUGAGGAGGCAGAGAGCGGGAGAAGAGGCCCCCUCUUUGGACAGACGAGACCAGAGGUGAAGUAGGAAUAACCCCUCCUCCGGCCUCCCAGCAAGAAAACCUCUGCAAACUCGAGCAGCCAUGCGGGACUGAGCCCCGGCACCCUACAGCAGCUCCCCAAAGCGGGGUGUGUGGGGCCUGACAGCUCCUCGGUGAACAUCUGAACUCCUCAGCAGGGUAAUGGACCCCCUCCUUCCCCCGGAGACACAGCCUGAGUGGCAGGAAUACCGAGCCUUUGGAGAGUGGCUCCCUCUCGGCUCUGUCACGCAAGAACGCUCUCUGCACCGAGCCCAUUCUGCCAAGUGACUUAAAGGGAUUUAAAAAGAGAGAGAGAGAGAGAGAAGAAACAAAAAAACGUUGGUAAAGAAAAGGGGGCUUAAAAGGCAGGCAGCGGCCUUUCAGAGGAGGUGGCAGCCUGCGGACAAAGGGUGAAAGUUGAAAGAGGGGAGGAAGUGGCCAGCGAGAGAGGCCACCCCCCUGGGGCGGUGUGGGGCAUGCCCCGGGAGCAGGGGGCCAGAACACCCUCAGGCCCCACUCCCAAGCCCCUGGGGCCGCCGAGGGUAUCCCUGUGUACCCAUAGCAAAGGCCCCUUGCUCCAGACGGACUAGGGAGCCAAGGAUGCUGCCCGGGACCCACAGCCUCAUCUGAACGGGGAACCUGGAAGACAGGAAAGCACAGGGUCCCCUCCCUGAGCCUCCAGUGUCCCCCACGCUGCCAGUGCAUCCAGGCCUGCGGUCUGCACUCCACACAGCUCUUGGCCUGUCAUGGCUGCAGGGGCAGGAAUGUGAGGGUGACCUGGGCCCACGUGUCCCUCGGAGCGACAUCAGCAACGGCCUCUGGUGCAGCCACUCCAGUGGGACCCUGCAGCUCAAGGGCUGUGGCAGCAAGGAGGUGCCAAGGCUCCACGUCAGGUGGUGUCAGGCUCCCGCAGCCAUCCACCAUGGUGGUAGUACACCCCACCACCACCGCCACUGCCACGCCCACCGCGACCAUCACAGCCACCGUUGUGAUGACCACGGCCACCAUGGACCUACGGGACUGGCUGUUCCUCUGCUAUGGGCUCAUCGCCUUCCUGACGGAGGUUAUCGACAGUACCACGUGCCCCUCUGUGUGCCGCUGUGACAAUGGCUUCAUCUACUGCAACGACCGGGGUCUCACCUCCAUUCCCGCCGACAUCCCUGAUGACGCCACCACCCUUUACCUGCAGAACAACCAGAUCAACAAUGCUGGCAUCCCCCAGGACCUCAAGACCAAGGUCAACGUGCAGGUCAUCUACCUGUAUGAGAACGACCUGGACGAGUUCCCCAUCAACCUGCCACGCUCCCUGCGGGAGCUGCACCUCCAGGACAACAACGUGCGUACCAUUGCCAGGGACUCCCUGGCCCGCAUCCCGCUGCUGGAGAAGCUGCAUCUGGACGACAACUCCGUGUCCACCGUGAGCAUCGAGGAGGACGCCUUCGCGGACAGCAAACAGCUCAAGCUGCUCUUCCUGAGCCGCAACCACCUGAGCAGCAUCCCCCCUGGGCUGCCGAACACACUGGAGGAGCUGCGGCUGGACGACAACCGCAUCUCCACCAUCCCACUGCAUGCCUUCAAGGGCCUGCACAGCCUGCGGCGCCUAGUGCUGGACGGCAACCUGCUGGCCAACCAGCGCAUUGCCGAUGACACCUUCAGCCGCCUGCAGAAUCUCACCGAGCUCUCGCUGGUGCGCAACUCGCUGGCCGCCCCGCCCCUCAAUCUGCCCAGCGCCCACCUGCAGAAGCUGUACCUGCAAGAUAACAUCAUCAGCCACAUCCCCUACAACACUCUGGCCAAGAUGCGGGAGCUAGAGCGGCUGGACCUGUCCAACAACAACCUCACCACGCUGCCCCGUGGCCUGUUUGAUGACCUGGGCAACCUGGCACAGCUGCUGCUCAGAAACAACCCCUGGUUCUGUGGCUGCAACCUCAUGUGGCUGCGGGACUGGGUGAAGGCCCGGGCGGCCGUGGUCAACGUGCGGGGCCUCAUGUGUCAGGGCCCGGAGAAGGUCCGGGGCAUGGCCAUCAAGGACAUCACCAGUGAGAUGGACGAGUGCUUUGAGACAGGGUCGCAGGGUGGUGUAGUCAACACGGCUGCCAAGACCACAGCCAGCAACCAUGCCUCAGCCACCACGCCCCAGGGCUCACUGUUCACCCUCAAGGCCAAGAGACCGGGGCUACGCCUCCCUGAUUCCAACAUCGACUACCCCAUGGCCACGGGCGAUGGCGCCAAGACUCUGGUCAUCCAGGUGAAGCCCCUGACAGCAGACUCCAUCCGAAUCACAUGGAAGGCAACGCUGCCCGCCUCUUCCUUCCGGCUCAGCUGGCUACGCCUGGGCCACAGCCCUGCAGUGGGCUCCAUCACAGAGACCCUGGUGCAGGGGGACAAGACGGAGUACCUGCUCACGGCCCUGGAACCCAAGUCUACCUACAUCAUCUGCAUGGUCACCAUGGAGACUGGCAACACCUACGUAGCCGAUGAGACACCCGUGUGCGCCAAGGCGGAGACGGCCGACAGCUACGGCCCCACCACCACCCUCAACCAGGAGCAGAACGCAGGCCCCAUGGUAGGGCUGCCCCUGGCAGGCAUCAUCGGCGGGGCUGUGGCCCUCGUCUUCCUCUUCCUGGUCCUGGGGGCCAUCUGCUGGUAUGUACACAGGGCUGGGGAGCUGCUGACCCGGGACAGGGCCUAUAACCGGGGCAGCAGGAAAAAGGAUGACUAUAUGGAAUCUGGGACCAAGAAGGAUAACUCUAUCCUGGAGAUCCGAGGCCCUGGGCUGCAGAUGCUGCCCAUCAACCCAUACCGCGCCAAAGAGGAGUACGUGGUCCACACCAUCUUCCCCUCCAAUGGCAGCAGUCUCUGCAAAGGCACGCACACCAUCGGCUACGGCACGACGCGGGGCUACCGGGACGGGGGCAUUCCUGACAUCGACUACUCCUACACAUGACGCCGGCCCCCCAGCCCCAGCCCCCAGCCGCUGUCCCAAGUGGCACCCAGCUCUGCCCAGCCCACUGCCAUCCCAGAGAGCAAGGAAGGGAAACUGAUUCCAUGAUGACUCUCCCAGCAGAAAGCAAAGUUGGAGAAAGGUUGAUGAUUUUCUAGAACAUAUUAGUGGGAGGGGAAAAACUUUUUUUUUUAAGGAAUAGAAGGCAGGAAGAGGAAGCUGAUGUUGUUGGAGACAUAAUUUAUCCCAAGUGAUGCCAACUGGGGAGGGAAGAACUAAAAUAAUACUGAAGGAAGGGUUGGGUUGGGCACUUUUUUCUCCUAAACUGGAAAGAUACUACCUGUACAACGUCCGUGUACACCUCACACUCUGUUUGGGGCCGUCACAAAAAAACCAUCAGAGAAAAGCCACCGACACGAAGGCCCCCCCCCCCAGCAUCCUGCUGCCAGCUGCUCACAGCAAAGAUGCGAUGGAAGGUUUUCAGGUGCCUCACAAAGGAGAGAGGCAAAGAAAAGAUCUUUUGCUAUGGAGCUACUGCCCUGAAACCUCUUCCCUGGUUCUUUCCAUGCCAUUUCCCUGACAGAUUUGCAGAAAGAGAAAAAGUCUUUCAGUGCAUUCUUGGAACAAUUAAUGUAGUCAAUUAAAAAGAAAAAAAAUCGAACUUUUUUUCUUCCUCUGCUGAGCGCUCUCCAGUGCCGCGUGCACCAUCCUCCGUAGAAGCCCAGACGGAAGCCGUAGCUUUCCCUGCCACAUGGAGGUGCGUCUGUCUGCCCGUCUGUCUCUGUGUCCUGUCUCUCAGUGCAGAUGGGUAGAUAGAGCUGAGUACACUGUCCUUACAGCACUCCCUGGGUCAGUUCUUACCAUUUUCUGAGACAAUAGAGUUGAAAAAAAAAAAAAAAACACCAAGGAUUGCUUCCUCCUAGAAAUCACUGAGUGAGUAGCCCACGUGUCAGGGGUGGUAGGGAGUCAGGUGGACGGGGGUGUUGCUGUUCCUGGAGGCAGAGGCCUGCACAUCCCAGGCAAGGUGGCUCAGGGAGGGCCAGAGCUGGGCCACUGUCCUUUCCGAUGCAAGAGAAAAGCUUUCUCUGGACACCCAGGGCCCUCCUUCUUCUCUCCGACAGAUGCAGUCACCACAGUGGGUUUACUUGUGCUUCCUCCUGGAUAGGUAAUUAGUGCAGGGACUUUUUUAUAACCAUAUAUAUGCAUCAGCUGAUUAGACCUUUUGGUUUCCAUGGCUGCUCAAACAAAGCCCAGAAAACGAAAAUUUUCAGAAAAUCCUUGGGAGAGAGCAGCCCUCACACACACACACACACACACACACACACACACACACACACACACACCAGUGUAGAAAACAGCCAUGCCCGCUCCUGAGGAAACUGGAUCGCUUUCUAAAAAUGCCAGCCUCCAAAAGAGUUCCAACCAGGGCCCUCAGAAGAGCUAAGAUUUUAUUUUCUCCCUCUGGAAUCAAUGUCACUAUCAUUUAUCAACUGACAGUGCAGUGUGGCGAGCCAUGAGAUGAAAACGAUGAUGAAAUAAUGAAGCAGAUCUGGAAAGGAGGGAAGUGUGGUGCCUGGGGUUCCGACGGCUGCUGCAUCCUGUACUCCGGGAGCUGGGGGUCACCAUCUGUCAAUGCGUCUCUUGCCCCGCACCAGGAAAAGACGACAUCAAAGCAGAGGCACUGCUCCAAGGGCAGGAGGAUGAGGUCUGCUGCUGGCAGUGGCGUUUUCAAAAAGCCUCUGCCACUUGGACCAAAGCAAAGGCAGGAAGAGGCCGGGCAUCGGUCACAGGGCUGCCUGCAACGUGCCCAAGCGCUGCCCGCCUGUUGGACAUUCAAAGAGCCAACUGACCCUUCAACGAAGAGGUGGGUUGAAAGCAACGCUCCCGCCACUGCUGGGGGGAAAAGCGGAGAGAGGCGCAGGCUUCCAUCAUGGCCUAGGGAUGUCACCAGCAAGGGGGCCCUGGCUCUCCAGCCCCGAGGCAUGGCCAAGGGGUAUGGACACUGCUCAUUCUAAAUGACCUUUUUCCCUUCACCUGCCCGGAUUAUUUUCCCACACAGUGAGGUCCAGAAGAAAUUUUCCCAAGCCUUAAUUUCCAGUCUGUAUCAAUGUGCCCCUCCCCGCCCCUCGCCAGCCGCCUUAGCUGCAGCCCUAUCCCUGGUGGCUCAGGAAGGAGCAGAGGGGACCCUCAUGCAUACCACGGAGACCUGGCAGGAGGAGUGCGCAAGCCGGGGGCACUGGCCAGGGGAUGGAUGUCCCAGCUCUCUGUUGUUUCUAGAGUGAGGUCCCCUCCCUCCAGGGUGCCACUCUAGCCUCUCCAGGUUCCAGAAAGUCAGCCCAGCCUUCCCCCUACCCUAAGGCAUCUUGCCUGCUUCCUCCCACCAGCACACCCUGUCCUCUAGCUCACCUGAGUCCCCCUUCUCCUUUGCUGCCCCAGGGAGCAUCAAGCCAUCCCUUUGGUGGCAAGGAAGGAACUUAGGGACAUCUGGUGCCCUGGACCCUGACUGUGGCCUUGGUGGUGCACUUUCGGGCCCCGUCACACAGCAGGCCCAGGCCCGCAAGAGCGCUGCCAACUGCUCAGGCACAGUGCCCAGGCCGAGCACCGGAUCGCUCCCCCGCAUGGGCUUGUUGCUCUAACAGGGCUCAGCCCAGCUCAGUGAGGGCUGGGAAGCCCAGGUCCUGCCUGUUCCUCAUGGGACCACCCACCCCUCAGCAGUGACUCUGAGCCAGGGAAGGUGAGAACUCUGCCAGCCAGAGGCCUGGGCCCCUCUGCAAGCUCUUCUUGUCUUUUCUGUCUCUCGGCAUCCCAACAUUUAGCAGGGCCCUUCCUGAGAGGAAGCUGCCAAAAUCUGCUUCAUGGUGGCCCCCAAAUCAGGUCGCUCUCUGAAACCCGUGCCCCCCCGGUCCAGCUCCUCCAAGCUAGCCUCUUAACACAAGAGGGAAGCGGUUCAGGGCGCACAACCUCCCCCUCUUAGAAGUGUGCAGAGCCACCAGCCCAGCAGUGAUACCCCCAGGGGCCAUGAAAGCCGCUCUCUGUGCGUGGGGACCCUCCACGUUCCCCCUUGAAGGUCUGCCACCAACCUGACCCUCACAAUCUCUAACCAGCCAGAACAAUCUCAGCGCCCUACACAAUGGUGAGUGUAUUUUGUGGCAUUAAAGGCAGGUUUAAGGUUUAAAAAAAAGAAAAGGCCCGUGACACUUCUUUGGUUAAGUGGUUUUAUCCUUCGUGGUAAUUAGAUGUAGCGAUUGGAAUCUCUUUUCUAUUACAUGGCAAUUUUCCUUUAAAUUUCCUCUUAAAAAAAAAAAAAGGAAAGAAAGAAAAGGCAAAAAAGGGGAGAGAAGGCAGCAGGGCUGUGUGUCAUUUGCAUUUUGCGAAUGAGGCCUCUUGUAAGCUCAGCUCAGGCGUGGGGCCCAACGUAUGGAAUGCUUAAGAGAUUACUAAGAAUAAAAUCUAUUAAUUAGUCAUACUCAAUUCCACAGACAUGAUGUGCAUAAAAGCUCCUUUUCUUCCCUCUUCUGCUUCCCCCUUCUCGCGGAAGCCUCCAUCUUCACUGAAGGGGCUCUGUUUCCUGGCCCGCCUCCAUGUUGACAUGGCGCCCACCCUGCAGGGGCUGGGAGCUGGGGCACCGCUUCUCCUGCACUCUGGCUGACACCCGCAGCGGAAGAGGCAGCCCCUGGGUCUAUGGUGGUGGCAGAGAGGGGCCGGCCUUCCUUCCCAAAAGCCCUUGUCUACCCAGAGGCCCUCUUUCCCUCUCUGCAAGCACCAUAUUCCCAAAGAGGGUGACGGGGACUCAGGAAGUAUGUCUGUCUGUCUAGCAGACACCAGGCCUCUUGUUUCCCCUUGUGUAAAGCAGGGACAUCCUGGGGUGAGCUCUGGUUUCAUCUUGUAAGAAAGCUGGAUGCCUCAGAGGCCAAGGCGAGCCUCCCCUUCCCUGACUCUGGAGGGACAGGUGAGGAAACCCCCGCAGGGCCUGAGACGCCCUGUGCCCAGGCUGGCCUGGCCUGGGCCUCCUCCACCAGCGGCCAGGCAGGAGGGAGCAGAAGUCUGGGACACACUCAGGAUACCAUCCCAUUCCAGCGUCCCAUGAGUGGCAGCUCAAGUCCCAAAGUCAACCCACUCCAGAGAUCUGCUUCCUGCUGAGUGUGCCAGGGAGGAGGAUGGGGCUUCUGAGCCUCUGGCUUAUGAAAAAUACAACAGGAAGAUGGGAUGCUGCAGUUGGGGAGCAGUGGGGCUGUAAGGGAACCAGGAGAGGUGGGGCAGGAAGGUGGGGCUCAGCAGGGUGCAGCAGCCUGUGCCCCCCAGGGCCAGACCAUGCCCUUGACAGCCAGGCCAAAGCUGCAGCCAGCGUGACCUGCAGGGACCCCACAUGCCACAUCCCCUGCUGGCGCUGAAGUGAAGGUGGCCGAUGCCCUGCGCUGGACGGGUGCCAGGGUGAGUGCUAACAAGCAAUUCACAGGCCUUCCAGAAAGCAGAGACAGGAGGCAUUUUUUUUCUUAAGGAGGGAUAAAAAGCCUCAAAAAUGCAAAUCAUUACCAUUUACAACCAAGCGAAUCUGCUAAAUUGAUUAGGAGAGAUUAAACUUCUCAGAGGUGAAGGGAAGGGGGGUUUCUUGUGGUCGGUGGAGCUGCCCCAAGUGGCCAUCCAGACAGCAGGGAUCUCCCAGGCCUGGUUAAGGCUGGGACACCUGUCCUGCAUCUCCCCCUGGGGAGCAGGGGUCUCUGAGGGCUGACACCAGGUGGCCCAGGCCUCUAGGCCAGAACGGGCUGCUGCUCACACAGGCGGACGCUCUGGCCCUGCCCUCCAGAAUCCAUCUGCCUCCAGGAGUGACGAGCCGCCCCUCGGUCAGUGCCAUCACCCAGCCGUAGUGGUGGCGAACCUAUGGCAUACAUGCCACAGAUAGCUGCUGGCUAUCACAGAAAGCUCUAUGAGAUUUGCCAUCACUGAGCAAGUCCGAUACCCACUGUGAGACCUGAGCCUAUGGCCAGGGAAAGGGUAAGCCCAGGGGUGGAGGGAGACUGAAGACAGAGAUGAGAAACCCUGGUCCAUCAAAGGAAUCAGAUGGUGAGCUCCCGCCCUGGGAGCAGCCAAGCUCUAGAUGGGCAUGCGGCAGAUACCUUCCUGCCCAAGCUGAGGUCUUUGACUGAAAGAUCCUGGGUCUCGUCUUUACUUUCUCUCACUGCCCCCAUCCCCACCGAGGAGAGGAGAUAGAGCCACGGGCCGCCCCUUGGCACCCGGGCUGCUUGCUGGUUCUGUUCCCCAAGCCCAGUCUGGCCACAGAUGUAACUGACUCCGCAGCGCAGCACCAAACCUUCCAUCACGACCAGCUGACAGCGCCUGGGGCACUGUUCGCUCCGAGGGUUUUAAGCAUUUACCGAUUCUUUUGAAAUGUUCCAAGUAGUUGCCUGAAAUAUCUACAUUGGCUUCUUUUUAAAAACUGACAAAAAAGAUUGCUUUUGCUCCCCACCCCAUCUUGGCUGUCCCCGCCUCUCUUGGCUUUUUAAUACACGGUGAUUCUGUGCUUUGGGAAAUCCCGUUAUUCCUGUUCUUCCUGGGAAGGCAAUGUGCCCAGAGACCCUGGUAUCACAGCGGUAGAGUCCUGCCACUCUCCCUUUCCCCUGGGACACCACAACCUGGGCUCCGAGAGGCCAUCUCACUGCCCUCCACCCCUUGUCACUCAAGUAUCCAGAGGAGGCACUGGGGGCACUGUGUGCCCCAGUGCCAGGGCCGACCCCCUAUUUCCUACAAGGCCAGUUCCCAAGACACUGAAGCCACGUGGCAGGCAGGGCAGCCUGGCCCUGGCCACCCACCCUAGAGAGUCUUUGCAGGAAGAUCUUUAUUGCCGCCAGCCCUAAAUCUCUUUUAUGGUCAUGGGGGAAGGUCACUCUGGAGAGAUGCAAGUCACUCUGGUCCCUAGACUCGGUGGGCCCCAGGUUUCAGCACCUGCCUCAUCAGGAUCCCUGGGGCCCGGCUCAGCACCUGGUGCACUGGGAUGCAGUCUCUUCUUCCCCAACUGAAUGAGCCACCACCUCCUCUUCCUCACCAGCUGCCUUCUACCCACUGGACUCCAUGCAAAUGGCCUGAGUGUUGGCAACCAACAGCCUUUCAUCCUAUACCUGCCAGGCUUGUGGCCUGGCACAGAGGAGGCUGUUGGGGCACCUUGCCCUCUCGGAAGCAUCCAACUCCGCUUAUACCCACUAUGAGCCUGAUGGGGAAGUGCCGAUUAGGUGAGAUCCCACAUGUGGCCUCAGAGCAAAUGUGUGCCUCAGUUUCCCCUCUCCAAGUCUUGCUUCCAGUGGGUGCAGGGAGCCAGAGAACUGGAGGGCAGCUCCAGAGGACAGCAGGAAGGAAGAUCCCGGAUGAUGCCCAACUUGCCUGAUGUUCCACUAAGAGUCCACAAGCCCAAGCCCAAGACACUUGGAGGAACUUAGCAGCACCCCGCCUCAAGAAAAGCAAACACACCGUGAACCGACAAUCACCAUGGCAGUGCCUCAGGUCACCCCACUGGCGGGGUCAAAGGUUCUGGGCACAGAGGGGAAAGACACACAUCUGUGAGAGUAGCCUUAGAUUCCCCCCGACCCAGCACCACCACCUGCCAGCAGCCUCAGCUGAGAAGCCCACCUGGCGUCCAGGGCAGAGUGUGGGGAAGAUGGCCCUGUGUUUUCCAGCUCACGGAGGAGGCAGACAGCCGUGGGGAGGAAGCCGAGGGCCUGGCACUGGAGCCUUGUCAGUCUCCUGAGAAGGGGAAGCCAGGAGAUGUGGGGAUGGAAGGUUGGGCAGGAGUGGGCAGGCUGGCUGGGCGCAGUGUGCUGGCUCGGUCUGCUGGCUGCAGCCACCAGGCAGGUGUGAGCAGGAAGCCCAAGGGUGAACGACCCCUAGGAGGACCCAGGUCCAAACACCACUGCAGAGUGAAUGUUCCACCUACACCCAACCAGAGUUCCGUCCAGAUGUUCCUAGGGAGUCUGGACUCAUUUGGUCUCAUGAAGCAUCCUGGGGUACAUGCUCAGUAUGACCCCCUUCCCAGCAGUCCAAGGGGGAGGAGGAGGCAGAGUGGAGUCCUUGGCAGGACCACAAUGAAUGGGGUGUUCUUCUGCUUUAGCGGGUAGGGCGCCAGCUCAGCAGAUGACACUGGAGCAUAGAGGGGACAAACCUGGGCUCCCUAGUCUGUGGCCAAGGUGCCUUCUGCUCUCCAAGGGGUCCCUGCCUCAGCACCCUCAGCUCCCUAAAUCCCCUGGCUGUUCCAGCCUGCGGAAUCAGGCCCAUAGGGCCAUGUGGCUGCAAGCGUCUUGUCUCUUUUCCUUCUCUCUGAAGGGCAAUCUUGGGGGGGGCACUGAGUGACGGACCUCCCCCGCUGCUCCUGCCGACAUCUGAGACCAGGCUGGCUCCAUGAGCUGGCUCCUAGGGGCCAACCAAGCCUGGCCUCGUGCCCGCCUGCCGCACUCCCAACCUCACCACCAGACUGGGGUUUUCGGAAAACCAAGACACAAACACCCACCACGACAACAACACAAACCAAAGUGCACUGCGAACCGCCCUUUGGCCUCCUUCUUGUAGGUGCCUUGAAAACUUCACUGUUGAGAUGAAUGUGACUAACUACUUGUUCCUAUUUUCUGUUUGUCUGUUUUCAUAUAAAAUGUCUAAGUCCACCUGCCUUGUCUUUUCUUGAAAUAAACAGAAAGAUUUAACUUUUA
Messenger RNA from Cavia porcellus (domestic guinea pig), 11019 nucleotides. RefSeq names its product fibronectin leucine rich transmembrane protein 1 (gene Flrt1). The coding region runs from base 1310 to 3334 and encodes 674 amino acids. Gene Ontology annotation, molecular function: protein binding. The transcript has 3 exons. The record is from RefSeq and is a predicted model, not a curated record. NCBI's taxonomy places the organism in Eukaryota, Metazoa, Chordata, Mammalia, Rodentia, Caviidae.